AUGUACAGAUAUAAUGUGGCACCGACAUAUUACGAGCCAGUUGUUCGAGGAGACGCGCAAUCCCAUGAAAACAUCAUUCAUAGCAUGAAAUGGGGAUUAGUUCCAUCGUGGACAAAACGAGGAACGGAACCCUCUUGUAUCACGAAAACUAUAAAUGCGCGAGAUGAUUCAAUAACGGAUGGUAAACCAAUCUUCUCGUCAAUGAAAAAUUCGAAACGGUGUAUUGUGAUUGUUCAUGGGUUUUAUGAAUGGUUGAAAAAGGGUAAAGAAAGGAUCCCGUAUUUUGCGAAACGCAAAGACAAUGAGAUGAUGUUCUUUGCUGGAUUGUAUGAUUGUGCUACGUUAGAUGAUGAACCGAAAGAACCCUUAUACUCAUUCACGAUCGUAACUACAUCUGCAUCAAAACAGUUUUCAUUUAUACAUGAUCGAAUGCCCGUGAUUUUAGAUGAAUCACAAGUGGAGAAAUGGUUGGACCCGAAUACAAAAUGGAAUCGGGAACUGGCGGGAAUGUUGAAGCCAUAUGAGGGUGAACUUGAAAUUUACCCUGUUGACAAGGCUGUUGGAAAAGCGGGAACCGAUUCCCCGAGUUACAUAGUUCCCGUUAAUCCAAAGGACUCUAAAUCCAGCAUCGAAAGUUUUUUCGAAAAAAUAAAGCAGCAGCCAGCAAAAAACUGUGUCUCUGAUAAUUCUGAACAGAAAAAUGUGGUAAAAUCAACUUUUGAUGAUGGUGGAGCAACAUCGCCAGCAAUUACGAAAGAUUCUAAAAUUCAUGAAGAAGAUGAUACAUUUGGAAUGGAGGCUAUUCCAUAUAGUAGUAACGAGAGUAGUCCAAUCGGAUCACCAAACAGCAAGAAACGUAAGCCAAACGAUGAGCAUGAUGAUUAUGAAGAUAAUGAGUCAAACGAUACUAGGUCAAAAAAGCACAUUCGUACGGAAUCUACUGCUCCUAUUAAAUCUCAACCGUCAUUGUCGCUUAAGAAAAAUACGUCUGCAAGCUUCACGGAAAUUACUACACCCAACAGCACCUUAAACACCUUAAAAAAUUCUGCAUUAAGUAAAGGUCGAUUACAUGUUUAG
Messenger RNA from Ambispora leptoticha, 1077 nucleotides. The record is from the annotation of a GenBank genome assembly. Lineage: Eukaryota; Fungi; Glomeromycota; Glomeromycetes; Archaeosporales; Ambisporaceae.